AUGGAGGAGAUUCAGCCUAUCGUUACAAAACACGGUGUCACGACGGACGUUGUCGCCUUGCCGGAUGAAGUCGAAACGUUCGCCCCGUCCAGCGACCGAAGCCAAGCCGACUACGAGCGUGAAGAGCUUGCGAAACUCAUCCGUUCGGUGUUCGAUAGCUUCAAGCCUGAAACAACCUUUGAAGAGAUGAGGGCCGGAUGGGAGAGCAUGUUCCAUGGUACAAUACCGAGCACGGGGGCGACGUCGCAGAAGGUCGAAACGCCCGACUUCAAGGGCGAAUGGAUUACAGCACCAGAGGCCGAGCUCGACCGCGCUGUCGUCUAUCUCCACGGAGGGGGCUAUUGCAUUGGGUCCAUCACCUCAUACCGCGACAUGUGCGAACGCCUCUCCAAGGCGACCAAGUCGCGCGUGCUCGCGGUGGACUAUCGACUUGCCCCGGAGCAUCCCUUCCCGGCAGCCCUUGACGAUGCCGUCAGUGCAUAUCGCUGGGUGUUGUCGCGGGGUAUCAGCCCUCAACGCGUGGCAAUUGCGGGCGACUCGGCCGGCGGCAAUCUCACCCUGGCGACCAUGUUUGUCGCCAGGGAAUCCGGUGACCCUCUUCCAGCAUGUGCCGUGCCCAUCUCUCCGUGGAUCGAUCUGGAGCACAAGAGCGAGUCGAUGACGACCAUGGACGAGCUGGAACCCAUGUGUCACAAGGCCGUGCUGGACAAGUGUGCCGAUCUCUAUCUUCCCUCAGGAGACAAGACAAGUCCUCUCCUCUCGGCUCUCAAUGGCGAUCUCACAGGUCUCCCACCACUAUUCGUCCCCGUCGGAGGCUCCGAGACUCUCCUCGACGACGCGCGUGCCCUCGCACUAAAGGCCAAGGAGGCCAACGUCCCCGUCGAGCUGAAGAUCUACGAUCGCCAAUUCCACGUCUUCCAGAUCUUUGCGAGCAGGAUGGCCGAGGCGCAGAGUGCCAUAGACGAUAUAGGCCGGUUUGUUCUGAGUCAUAUUCCAUAA
Messenger RNA from Fonsecaea nubica, 999 nucleotides. RefSeq lists its product as hypothetical. Bases 1 to 999 code for a protein of 332 amino acids. NCBI's taxonomy places the organism in Eukaryota, Fungi, Ascomycota, Eurotiomycetes, Chaetothyriales, Herpotrichiellaceae. Gene Ontology annotation, molecular function: triacylglycerol lipase activity. The transcript has a single exon. The record is from RefSeq and is a predicted model, not a curated record.